Messenger RNA from Phlebotomus argentipes, 975 nucleotides. RefSeq names its product galactose-binding lectin l-1-like. Lineage: Eukaryota; Metazoa; Arthropoda; Insecta; Diptera; Psychodidae. The record is from RefSeq and is a predicted model, not a curated record. The transcript is spliced from 2 exons. Gene Ontology annotation, molecular function: galactoside binding; carbohydrate binding. The coding region runs from base 499 to 957 and encodes 152 amino acids.
CUUCUGACCACAGUGAGUGGAAAGUAUUGCUAUACAUAUUACAGUGGUGAGACUUAGAAUGAUAUCAAUUUUUCAUGAUUUUCCAACUAAAUCUUUUAAACUGUAUUUCACUCCCCCCACCCUUUUCAGCGAUAUAAUGACUCAAUUAACCACAAUCAAUUCAGCUGUUAUCAUUAUUUACUCAGUGAAACGUCUGUUUCCAUUCUUCAACUCGCCACUGUAACAAGUGCACUUUCCCUCGUUCUUUCCUUUUUCCUUAUUCAACAUUCUUCACCCACAAAUUGCUGUGAAAUUGUGUCACAAGUCGCAAUUUCGCAUUUCCCGGACACGAAAAGGCGCCUGUUCAGGACGCGCUCUCUCGCCAGAGCGCCACAUUCGUCAGUGACCCUUGUGAGAGUCGGAAGGUGUAAUCUUAUCGCUACAAUUCUUCUGAUAACCGCACAAUAAUCCGAGAAGGCACAGUCAAGCGAGAGGCGUUCAUAAGAGAACAUCAAAAAAAUGCUGUCCCUUGUCCUACCGAAGAAGAUUUCCACCAACGAUGAGAUAGUCAUCGAAGGCAGCACUUUGGCGACGGCAAAGAAAUUCUCCGUCAAUUUCGUCAUCAACAACGACAACAUUCCUCUCCACAUGAGGACGGAAUUCGGCACAACCAGCUCGCAGGAUCGCGUGGUGCUGAACCACAAGGUGGGCGGGAUUUGGCAGAAGGAGUUCACGGACAUCGUCUCAUGGACGCGCCCGUCGCAGCGCUUCCAGGUCUCAUUCCUCUUCAAUCGCGAGAGCAUCAUCAUCUACGAGAACGACAGCUUCUUGGCCAGCUUCACGCACAAGCUGGACAUCUCGCAGACGCAGUCCAUUCAGAUUUGGGAUGAUCUCGAGCAGCUGGAUCGUCUCAGCUUCAAGUACAGCAGUCGCGCCGCCAGAUCGGCCGAUUGUGGUGGCGCACAGAAGAAAGCCUGAGGGUGAAAUGCGAAUCCC